Enterobius vermicularis (human pinworm) is the source of this 600-nucleotide messenger RNA. Lineage: Eukaryota; Metazoa; Nematoda; Chromadorea; Rhabditida; Oxyuridae. The record is from the annotation of a GenBank genome assembly.
AUGUGUUGCUCGUUCUUAGGUCAAAUAAUAUUCGGUGCUAUAAUGGCAGUGGCAUUAGGCUUAACACUUGCAUCCAUGUUUACACCAGGCUGGAGAGAUUUUCAAGAAAUGAUAGCUCAGAAUAAAACGACGCCCGACGCUGCUGGUUUAUUUCCGUUCUUAUGCAGAACUCCGAGCAGCAACAGUUCAUCGUUAUUUGCUUCCGAAAUUACAGACGAAGAUUACUGCAAACAGUGGUGGGAUAACUUGCAAGGCUACGAAAAAGUUGUAAUAGUGGCAAUGUGUGCAGCAGGUUUACUUGAAGUUGCGGCAUUGGCAUGGACGCUGUUCAGUAUAUUUGCAUGUUGCUGCAAAAACCUUCUAAUUCACCCGCUUCCAGCAUUUGCCUCACUUAUUACAUUCUUCCUCGCAUUGGCCAUUGGCUUAUAUGGGACCAAACACAAGGAAUCAAUUGGUGGAAUACCGGAUUCCGUAAAAAGCGUGAAUGAGGCCUCAGAAGUUGGUUAUAGCUUCUAUAUGGCAUGCGGAGCGUUAGCAGCUGCUAUAUUUGAUAUUAUCGUAGGAGCUUCCUCCGUAGCUCUCGCAAAAAGAUGUUUGUAA